ACCAAGUGGUUCCCAUCUAUUUGUUUCCGUCUCCAUUAAGACUUCCCCAGGUCGAACCUGUAUCUCUCUCUCAACUUUCUCACUCUCAACUCUCUCUCCCUCUCUGCUAAAUUCAACUCAACCAUGACAAAUUGCUGUGUGAUCUUCUGCGAAAUCUUGAUCGCAAUCUUGCUCCCUCCUGUCGGCGUCUGCAUCAGGCAUGGCUGCUGCAGCGUUGAGUUCUUCAUAUGCUUGGUAUUGACGAUCUUAGGUUACAUUCCUGGAAUAGUUUACGCUCUCUAUGCGAUCCUCUGCGUCGAUCGCGAUAUGACUCGCGGC
Camellia sinensis is the source of this 318-nucleotide messenger RNA. The record is from RefSeq and is a predicted model, not a curated record. NCBI's taxonomy places the organism in Eukaryota, Viridiplantae, Streptophyta, Magnoliopsida, Ericales, Theaceae.